Dermacentor andersoni is the source of this 3363-nucleotide messenger RNA. NCBI's taxonomy places the organism in Eukaryota, Metazoa, Arthropoda, Arachnida, Ixodida, Ixodidae. The record is from RefSeq and is a predicted model, not a curated record.
AUGGCCACGGCCUGCACCUCACCCUAUUGCAAGCGUUGCGGCCUAUUCGGCCAUGAGGCAGACGGAUGCGAAGAGGAGUGCGAGCGGUGUGGCGGGAGCCAUGGCACACGAGAGUGUUUUCGGAAAAAAUCAUAUGUAGCCGCCGUCCGUGGCUCUCCACCAGCCAGCUCAGCUACCAUCAGGCCAUCCCCACUGCCGAAGAUGACGGCAGUUAAAUCUAACCUACAGGUCCUCAAACCGCCUGCUCAGCGCUCGUCCCCACUUGCCUCCUCGUCGGAUAUACCAGGACGAUCCAAUUACACCAAUCUGAUGAUCACCCGCGACGUGUUCGAAUAUGCCCAGGCUAAGACGGGCUUGAGCAACCACGAACAGUGGCACAGGAGGGAGGCGGCACUAGCAGCCAGGCGUGAUCUCGCCGCGGGUGCUGCCUCUGGUGCGUCGGAGCAGGACAACGACGGCACCCCUCCAACAGAGCAGGACAGCACCGAGGGUCCCGCUGAGGACCCUCCAGAAACACCAGCAGUGGCAACCGAGCAGGCCGCUGACCAGGAGCCGUCUCCUGUGGCGCCUCGAGGAACACCCGGACAAAGCAGCGAUGGCGAGAUGGCCGAGGCACCCUCUCAGCGGACGCCAACCCAAUCAGGGCGGACCGCGGCCUCGGCCACUCCUCCUCCAACACCAUCGCUGCUGUCCAACCGAGGCAGCCCGGGAGCAUCAGCCUCCGAGGCUCACGAGCCGGCGGCCAUGCAGGAGCUCUCCCCAGGCAGGGCAGAGUCGCAGAACCAUGACCGAAGCACCCAGGACUUCGGGACCCAGGAAGAACAUGCUGGUACCACGCGGCCUGAGGGCAGUGCAUGGGGCUUAGAAGACGAGACGGCAGAGCUGCGGGCAUUGAGCCGGUUGCCUGAGUCUGCUGGGGAGUGGGCACGGUUUGAAAACAUCCUCGACCGUGCCAUUGCAGCCGCAACCAAACAUCUGCGGCUGCCAGUCGGGGACUCGCGCCAAUCACGGAGGCGCGAGGUUAACCCCGACAACCCCCAGCAGAUCCAAACACUUUACCGAAGGAACCGGCGCCGGGCAGUGCGGCUGAUCACUGAAGGCCCGUCGCAGCUCUGUCCGAUCGACCCCCAUGCACUACAAGACCACUACUCGAACCUCUGGUCACCAACAACCGUGGAUACCAGCAUCCUGCGGUCAAGGCUUCCGGCCACCGAAGAACUGGACUUGUGCCCCUUUUCACCGGAAGAAGUCGCAGCCAAGCUCCGUAAAUGCGAGAGUAAAUCUCCAUGGGAGGACCGCCUCACGUACCACCACUGGAGGCAGGUGGACCCUGAGGGCAGGUUCCUGGCGGCGGUAUACAACAGGUGGUUGGGCGACCAUGCGGUACUGUCCAGGUGUCAGAAGGGCUUCCUGCCGCACGAUGGGGUGUUUGAACACAACUUCGUACUGCAGGGACGCCUGGAUGAUGCCAGGACAGGAGGUGGAGAGCUGUGCGUGGGGUUCCUCGAUUUUGCCAACACCUUCGGCUCGGUCGCCCAUCAGGCCCUCGUCGACGCUGUCCGCCGCGCCGGCGCAGGGGAGGCCUUUGCUACCAUCGUUGAAGACCUCUACCGCGCCAACACCACCUGCGUUGUGGCAGCAGCUGGCAUUACGGAGCCAAUCACCAUCGGAGCCGGGCUGAGACAGGGCUGUCCUCUGAGCGGCCUGCUUUUCAACCUGGUGGUGGACCCGGUCAUCCGUGCAGUACAGGGAGGCGAUAGGCAGCACAACAUCCUUGCCUAUGCCGAUGAUCUGACGCUGCUGGCCGCGGAUCCCACCACCCUGCAGAGCCGCUUGGACCGUGUGACUGCGCUGUCAGCCCGGCUUGGGCUGCGACUGAACGCCGCCAAGUGCCGAUCUCUACACCUGUCUGGUCGCCACCCCGUGGGUACACGGCCCACCCCCUUCACCGUGGGUGGCGACCCGAUUCCGGCGCUUGGCGACUUCGAGGGGCACAAGUUCCUGGGCCGUCCAGUGGGGUUCAGGGUGCUACCGGACGAGACGACGGUCGACGAGGCCAUCCACCUAGGCAGAAAGCUACUCUCCUCCAUGCUCGCCCCAUGGCAAAGGCUGGAUGCAUUAAAAACCUUUCUGCAUCCAGCCUUGAACUUUGCCAUGCGGGUGGGCCUUGCCAGCAAAGGAGAGUGGCAACGCCUAGACGAGGAGCUCCGCCCGCUCAUCAAGACCCUGUACGUGCCAGCCAGAGCUUCCAAUGAAUACUUGUACGGAGGCUCUCAGGCUGGCAGUGCAGGGAUCCCACUUGCGGCGGAGCUCAGCGACAUCUGCCGGGUGGAUGGCGCCUUCAAGCUACUGAUGUCGACCGACGUGGAAGUCCGGGAGCGUGCAGCAGGGGACCUAGAGGGCGUCGUGUCAAGGCGGCUAAGACGACCCGCGAACACCGAGGACAUGGAGGCCUACCUCUCAGGCGAGACGGAGGGCGACUUUCGACUAACGUCCACACAGGUCCAGUCUGUGUGGUCGAUGGCCCGGAAAGCCUCCCGUCGCCUCUCCGUCGCCUGGGAGCUCUUGGAGCAUGGGGCCCGCAUAAACUGCGGAGAGGCCUCUGUGUCAGCGAGGAACCGCCACAAGCUGGUCAAGACCAUCCGGGCGCUCCUCUCCACCGAAAGGGACAGAGCUCUGCAUGACAAACCAAACCAAGGUAAGGCGAUGGUGUGUGUGGCGGCCGACCCGGCAAAUUACCACUUCAUGAGGUCCGGCCGCUACACCCGCUUCACCGACUGGCGUUUCGUGCAUCGAGCCCGGUUAAACUUCCUCCCCCUCAACGCCACAAGACUCUGGGCACCCGCAGCCGACAAAAGAUGCAGGCGCUGCGGGUAUGGGGAGGAGACACUGCCGCAUGUACUAUGCCAUUGCAUGCGGCAGAACCGGGCCAUGACGGAGCGUCAUAACACCAUCGUCGCCAGAAUAAAAAAGGCUGCUUUGGGGAGGUUUACAGUCAUCGCAGAGAACCAGGUCGUGGGCACCACAUCACUCAAGCCCGACCUGGUACUGGCCCGUGGAGAGGAGGCACUGCUCCUGGACGUCUGCUGCCCUUUCGAGAACAGGCUGCAGGCGUUCCAGGACGCCCGGAAGGCUAAGGAGGAGAAGUACGCCCCUGUACAGCGUCAUCUCCUCCGGCGGUUCCAACGCGUGACGGUGGACGCGGUCGUCGUCGGCUCCCUUGGCACCUGGGAUCAGGGGAAUGAUCGCGUGAUGCGCAGGCUGUGCAGUAGCCAAUACCUACGGACACUCAAACGCCUGCGCAUCAGCGACACGAUCAGCGCCUCUACAAAGAUUUUUAGAGCCCACAUAGGCACCUUUUAA